CAGUUCUUUUUCAUCUCACUGUAUCGGCUUAGUUUUUCGGAAAUUUUUAGGAUGACAUGAAAGACGGACAGGCUAGUUAGUUUUCCUCAAUCUAAAAGGUCAAUGUUUUCCAACUACAAAUAUAAAAGCAACGCUCACCUCUCUUUUGAUAUCUCUGGCAAUUGUAAUUAACUCCAGUGGUUUCCUCUCAGGCUUUCUCUCUCAUGCGCAAGCCAUUCUUUCCCACCAUAUGUCGCUCGUUCGGGACUUUCUAUGGUCAUGAGAACAGUAACAUUAUUCGCAGCUUCAAGGUUGCCAAACCAUGGCGCAGCAAUUAUAUGCUACAAAGCAUGGAGAUUCCGAAGGGCGGUCAUCGCCUCUCGUUUUUCAUCUCAUAUUCACGUGUUGUAUCAGGUUAUCUCCCAGUUUGUCAGGAACCUAAUAAGGAGGAAAAAAAAACCAAACGGCAUUUCAAAUUGCCCUGGACCAAAAAUUCCGGGCUGACGGAAGCCGGCAGUACUGACUGUUGCGUAAAGGACGGUCAGAAGGUAAAAAUUCACUACAAGCUCUAUGAUAUUCACACUCAUGAAUUGCGUGCGGAACAUGAUCAUGAAAUAAUUGGUCCAGGCGAGAACAAAAUAUGUGAAGGCUUGUAUGAUGGGAUUGUGGGCAUGCGAGUUGGGCAAAGAAGAACAAUCGUCCUUCCACCGUCUUCGGAUUUGACUGGAGAACACAAUAAGAUGAUGAUGAAGAAGAAGCACUUCGAAGAACAUGGAAUUUAUGAUGUGUGCGUGGUCAAAAUCAUCGGAUGACCAACUUGAUCUGGAGACCACGUAAGGGGUGUCGCGUGGCUUGUAUUUUUAGGUGUAAGAGGUUCUUCAGCUACUAGAUGUGAUGAAGGACUUUAUUUUUUAGUUCACCCGUGGAUUUAGUAAGAGUCGUCUCAUUAAUAAUUAAUUAAGUGUGUACGUGUUGAAUAAUGUAUAAUUAUUACGCUUCUGUAAGAACACGUUUGAACGAAGUAAUAAUAAUUUUAUAUUUAA
Messenger RNA from Populus euphratica (Euphrates poplar), 1022 nucleotides. RefSeq lists its product as uncharacterized. Gene Ontology annotation, molecular function: peptidyl-prolyl cis-trans isomerase activity. The record is from RefSeq and is a predicted model, not a curated record. Bases 204 to 791 code for a protein of 195 amino acids. The transcript has 7 exons. Lineage: Eukaryota; Viridiplantae; Streptophyta; Magnoliopsida; Malpighiales; Salicaceae.